UGACGAAAUAGUCUGGACGCCUAAGAAAGGAAUUAUAAUCGGAAUCGGACAAAGGAGAAGAGGUUAAAAGGCUUCUCGAGGUUCAUCCCCUCGAGAUUUUAUGACGGAUCUUUAUUUGAAUCAAUCUAGGUUUUCGAUUGCGGAUUCUAUUGAGGUAUCGGCAAAAGACGAUGCUUUCGUUGCAGAGCGAUCCUCGAUCGCAUCAGCAUCAGUAUCAACAACAACAGCAGCUGCAAUUGUCGGGAUCUACGGGAAUUUCUAGGGUUUCAUUUGAUGCGGAUCGUGAUGGUUUGUUAGCUUUGCAGUCGGAUUGUUCGUCCAAUGUUAAACCGUUGCAGGCGCCGUCGGAGUUUCAUGAAGUUGAUGAGGAAAUGCAUUUGGCCCUUGCUCAUCAGAAAUACAAGACCGGAAACUAUAAACAGGCAUUGGACCACAGCAAUGCUGUUUAUGAGAGAAAUUCACGGCGGACAGAUAAUCUUCUGCUUCUUGGUGCAAUUCAUUACCAGUUGCAUGAUUUCGAUAUGUGUAUUGCGAAGAAUGAAGAAGCUCUUCGAAUUGACCCACAUUUUGCCGAGUGCUUUGGAAACAUGGCAAAUGCUUGGAAGGAGAAAGGCAAUAUUGAUCUUGCAAUCCGCUAUUAUUUGAUUGCUAUUGAGCUUCGUCCAAAUUUCAGUGAUGCUUGGUCCAACUUAGCGAGUGCAUACAUGAGGAAAGGGCGACUCAAUGAGGCAGCGCAAUGUUGUCGCCAGGCUCUGGCCUUAAAUCCCCGCUUGGUCGAUGCUCAUAGCAACCUGGGGAAUCUGAUGAAGGCACAAGGUUCAGUGCAGGAAGCAUAUAAUUUCUAUCUUGAAGCUCUUCGCAUCCAACCUAAUUUUGCUAUUGCAUGGUCAAACCUUGCUGGUCUCUUCAUGGAGGCUGGUGAUCUUAACAGGGCCCUUCAAUAUUAUAAGGAAGCUGUUAGGCUGAAGCCAACAUUUGCUGAUGCCUACUUAAACCUAGGAAAUGUCUAUAAGGCCUUGGGAAUGCCUCAAGAGGCUAUAGUGUGUUAUCAGCGGGCUCUCCAGGCGCGAUCAGACUAUGCGAUGGCUUAUGGCAAUCUGGCUAGUGUGUAUUAUGAGCAAGGCCAGCUUGAUUUGGCAAUUCUCCAUUACAAGCAAGCGCUUGCGUUGGAUUCAGGAUUUUUAGAAGCAUAUAAUAAUUUAGGCAAUGCACUGAAAGAUUCUGGAAGAGUUGAUGAAGCAUGCAAUUGCUAUCGUGCAUGCCUCUCUCUCCAACCUAACCACCCGCAGGCUCUUACGAAUCUUGGAAAUAUUUAUAUGGAAUUGAAUAUGAUGAAUGCUGCUGCUGCAUGUUAUAAGGCAACACUGGCUGUAACAACAGGAUUGUCUGCUCCUUUCAGCAAUUUAGCGAUAAUAUAUAAGCAGCAGGGAAAUUACGUGGAUGCUAUCUCUUGCUACAAUGAAGUUCUCCGCAUAGAUCCUCUGGCAGCAGAUGGGCUUGUUAAUAGGGGUAACACAUACAAGGAGAUUGGCAGGGUUAGUGAAGCGAUUCAGGACUAUUUACGAGCUGUUAACAUUCGACCGACUAUGGCUGAAGCCCAUGCAAAUCUAGCUUCGGCUUAUAAGGACAGUGGACAUGUGGAGUCAGCUAUAAAGAGCUACAAGCAAGCGUUGGUUCUUCGGCCUGAUUUUCCGGAAGCAACUUGUAAUCUUCUUCACACCUUACAGUGUGUCUGCGAUUGGGAUGAUCGGGAUAGGAAGUUCGCUGAAGUUGAGGCGAUAAUUAGAAGACAGAUUAAGAUGUCAGUUCUUCCUAGCGUUCAGCCAUUUCAUGCAAUUGCAUAUCCCAUUGAUCCAAUGCUUGCUUUGGAGAUUAGUCGUAAAUAUGCGGCACACUGCUCUCUCAUUGCUUCCCGCUAUACGCUUCCUCCCUUCCUUCAUCCUCCAUCAAUACCCAUAAAGAGUGAGGGUAGAAACGGACGCCUAAAAGUUGGUUAUGUGAGCAGUGAUUUUGGUAACCAUCCACUCUCACAUCUUAUGGGCUCGGUAUUUGGGAUGCACAAUAGAGAAAAUGUUGAGGUGUUCUGUUAUGCGUUGAGUCAGAAUGAUGGCACUGAAUGGAGGCAGCGUAUCCAAUCUGAAGCUGAGCACUUCAUUGAUGUGUCUGCCAUGUCAUCUGAUAUGAUCGCUAGGUUGAUUAAUGAGGAUAAAAUACAGAUCCUCGUUAACCUCAAUGGUUAUACGAAGGGGGCAAGGAAUGAAAUAUUUGCCAUGCUACCAGCACCCAUUCAGGUUUCAUACAUGGGUUUCCCUGGAACCACAGGAGCAACCUACAUAGAUUACUUGGUCACUGAUGAGUUUGUUUCGCCAACUCAUUUUUCUCACAUUUACUCUGAGAAGCUUGUCCAUCUUCCUCAUUGUUAUUUCGUAAAUGAUUACAAGCAAUUUUGUCAUCAGAAAAAUCGUGAUGUGUUGGAUCCAUUAUGCCGACACAAGCGAUCAGAUUAUGGAUUACCUGAAGACAAAUUCAUAUUUGCAUGCUUCAAUCAACUAUACAAGAUGGACCCUGAAAUUGUCAAUACAUGGUGCAAUAUUCUGAAGCGUGUUCCCAAUAGUGCACUCUGGCUUCUCAGAUUCCCAGCAGCAGGCGAGAUGAGACUUCGUGCAUAUGCUGCUGCCCAGGGAGUGCGACCAGAUCAGAUUAUUUUUACAGAUGUUGCCAUGAAAAACGAGCACAUAAGACGUAGUGCUUUGGCAGAUCUGUUUCUCGACUCGCCUUUGUGCAAUGCCCACACCACUGGCACUGAUGUUCUAUGGGCUGGUUUGCCAAUGAUUACAUUGCCCUUGGAGAAAAUGGCGACUAGAGUUGCCGGUUCGUUGUGUCUGGCCACUGGAGUUGGGGAAGAGAUGAUUGUUAGCAGUAUGAAAGAAUAUGAAGACAAGGCGGUGUCAUUUGCUGAGAAUCGGCCAAAGCUCCAGGCUCUAACCAACAAACUCAAGGCAGUUCGCUUGACUUGCCCCUUGUUCGACACACAACGAUGGGUGAGGAAUCUGGAGAGGGCAUACUUCAAAAUGUGGAACCUGUAUUGCUCAGGCGGACAUCCCCAACGCUUCAAAGUUACCGAGAAUGAUGCAGAGUUCCCAUACGACAGAUGAAAAAGAGCUAUUUGGGUAGGGUGGGGUUGGACGGGAUUGUUGAUAAAGCAAGAGAAAUAUGCCAUUUAAUAUUUGUGAUUGAUUAUCCAAAUGAAGCAUAUGAGAUGUGUUAUACAUGUGGUUGGAUUUUUAAUGGGUUUAUGGCCCCCCAAGUAGAUUCAGAUUGUAAAGUAUGGGAGCCAUCUUUGGUGAAUGAAGUUGAAUUUUAUGGGAAAAUGUUUCUAGGUUUACGCUUAUUGCUUUAUAAUAUAUUGACUAAUGCAUUUCUAAA
Molecule: messenger RNA, 3426 nt
Organism: Macadamia integrifolia
Lineage: Eukaryota; Viridiplantae; Streptophyta; Magnoliopsida; Proteales; Proteaceae
Product: probable UDP-N-acetylglucosamine--peptide N-acetylglucosaminyltransferase SEC
Exons: 28
Coding region: 171-3155 (994 amino acids)
Biological process (GO): protein O-linked glycosylation
Molecular function (GO): protein binding; protein N-acetylglucosaminyltransferase activity
Source: RefSeq, a predicted model, not a curated record